CUUCCCACAGAGUUUGAGAAGUGCUCUGGACUUCCUGGUACGGGACCAUGGACAUUCUCUGCUCCACUUUGGCCGGGGAACUACCCGCAGCGAUGUGAUCGAGGAGGACGCGUCGAGUCGAGAGCAAGGUCAUGAGUGCCUCUAGGAAAGACCCAGUGGAGAAUAACCUCACCUGUCCAAAGCCCCGCCCCACCUGGGCCUCACCUUGCCCCCCACCCCUGGACUCCCAUCAUGACGUCUGAUACCGAGCAGGAUGCGGCGGUGAAACUUGACCAGGAACGGGCCGAGAUCGUCGCCAAAUAUGACAAGGGAAAAGAGGCCACAGUGGAGCCCUGGGAGGACACCAACUUCCACCUGUACAAAGUCAUCGACCGCUUUGGCUUCGUCCAUGAGAAUGAACUUCCAUCCUACGACUCGGUGGAGGAGAAGCAAAGACACACGGAGGUGGAGAGGACCACCAAAUGGCUGAAGAUGCUCAAGAGCUGGGACAAGUACAAGAACAGUGAGAAGCUGGUCAGGAGGAUCUAUAAGGGCAUUCCCCUGCAGCUCCGAGGGGAGGUGUGGUGUCUGCUGCUCGAUAUUCCCAAAAUAAAGGAGGAGAAGAAAGACUUCUACGAGAAAUUAAAAGCCAGAGCCAGAGGACUCUCCCCUGACAUCCGGCAGAUUGACUUGGAUGUGAACCGGACCUACAGGGACCACAUCAUGUUCAUGCACCGCUACGAUGUCAAGCAGCAGGCUCUGUUCCACGUCCUCACAGCCUACUCCAUGUACAACACGGAGGUGGGCUACUGCCAGGGCAUGAGCCAGAUCACAGCUCUGCUGCUGAUCUACAUGAACGAGGAAGACGCCUUCUGGGCUCUGGUCAAACUACUGUCCGGGCAGAAGCACGCCAUGCACGGGUUUUUCGUCCCUGGAUUCCCGAAACUGAUGCGUUUCCAGGAACAUCACGAACGUAUCCUCAAGAAGAUGAUGCCCAAACUGAAACAGCACCUGGACAACCAGGAGGUGUUUACCAGUCUCUACACCAUGAAGUGGUUCUUCCAGUGCUUCCUGGACAGAACUCCCUUCACCCUCACCCUCAGGAUCUGGGACAUCUACAUCUUGGAGGGAGAGAGAGUGCUGCCUGCCAUGUCCUACACCCUCCUCAAACUGCACAAGAAGCACCUGAUGAAGUUGUCCAUGGAGGAGCUGGUGGAGUUUCUGCAGGUGACUUUGUCCAAAGAUUUCUUUUUCGAGGACGACUUUGUGAUUGAGCAGCUACAGGCGUCCAUGUCGGAGCUCAGGAGGGCGAAGCUGGAGCUGCCUGCUCCAGGUAAAGACGACGAGUUUCCCAAGAAGCCAUUGGGGCAGCUUCCUCCUGAGCUGGCAGCAGCAGUGGUGAACCACGUGGCUAACGGUCAGAGCCACGCUGAGCCAGCCGAGCCUCCCAGGGACCCGAGUCCUGUUCCAGACCGCCCGCAGGAGAGUCGGCCCCCCAGCCGGUCACGCCGGGACUCACUGGACAAACCAUUCCGCCACCAUAAGGCUGAUGAGAGGGCUGCCCGUUCCAGGGGAUCAGGGGAGAUCCCUAAUGAGCUGCAAAAGCAAUCCACAUCCACCACACCUGAGAGGGGGGCAACACCACCCGCAGUGCUCACCCCUAAACCACAGCUCACCACAGUAGAUAGAAGGAAGCCUCAGAGCCAUGCCAUCGCCAACCACAACUCCAAUGCAGCCUCCAGCUCUCACAGAGAGAUCACUCCCCGCUGGGUCAAACCCUCCGAGACAAAGCUGGAAGCAGUCAAAGCGGCAGCUGCCCGGGAGACCCAGCUGAGCAGAGGGGCAUCACCAGCCCCUUCCAGCCCAGACGACGCUGCUCUUCCCCAUCGCCGACCACGCUCCAGAGCUUUCGUCCCUGGCUCCAACCGAGGCUCCAAUGCCUCCCAGUAUGACAAUGUACCAGGACUGCCGGAGCAGGAUUUCGAGAUCAUGGAGCUUGAGAGACCUCCGUCCAGAAUGAGGAUCCCUCGUAGUGAAACACCCUUCACCGUAUCGUCCCCACAUCAGAGCAGCCCGAGCCGUGGACCCAGCCUGGCAGGGAGCGUUGUCUCCGUCACAUCAGUGCCCAGGAUGGCCAAACACCCUCUUCCUCCUCCAUUUUCCCACAACAAUCCAGCAGGGGUCCAAGCCAGCUACCCUGGCAGCCAGGGCCAGUACCAUACCCCUCCCAAACAGCCAUCUCCAGGACGAACUACGACCGAGGUCCCCAUCUACCAUCCUGCCCAUAGUGUGAACCUAGACCACAGAGGAGAGGAAAGACUCUAUGCACAACCUUCCCGAUUUCCCCCAACCUCCAACGUAGUGUACGGGGAACGAGCGUACGCCACCACCCAGCGGCAGCCCAACAGCCUCUCCCCAGAGAAGGCUCUUAUGAACAACACCUUCGCUACCUACCGCAGACAGCCGCCACCACCCAGCUCCACUCACAACCCCCGGAGCACCAGGCCUCCCCCGGAGCAUUCCCUGCAGCUGGAAACCCAGGGGAGGUCCACCCCAAUCUACCUGCAACAGCUCACCUCCACCGCACACGUCUACGCUCCGGUGGACUACAGGUUUGAGGGGCAUCGGAGAGGAGAGGCAAACCCGCACUACCUGUCCGAAGGUGGACGGGUUGUAGACGGGCUCCUGUGGACACCAGAGGGUGAGCUGCCCCCUCAGUCCCCAAGUGGAAUGCCCCGCUCACCCAGCUUCCAGCAAGCCCAAAUGUCUCCUGUUCAGGAGUUCACUUUUCCCACAAACCCAGACAGCCUGAUUCACUACAGGACACAGUUACAGGAGAAGCAGCCUGUCAUAAGGCAACAGCUCCCCCAGCUGUUUGGAGGACCACACUACAGGCACGCACAGGAGGCGUUUGCCAUGCAGGAAUCCAUGCUGCUGUAACUGAACAAGAACUGAACAGGAAAUCAAGACACUGUAGGAAAAAAAAAAGAAAGAAAACUGAGGUGUAGUCACUGACACUGUGGUAAAGACGAGCAGUAGUCCUAGAUUUGUUAGUUUCUGCUCUGUUGUUCUUUAUGUGUGAAGUACUGAUCUUCUGUCACGCUGCAUCGUAACGGUGCAGGACACACCAGCCUCUACCGUUUUUACUGAUCACUUUAAAAAGAGAAAAAAACUGACUGAAGAUUUUAUUUUAUUUUUGGAUGUAAAUCAUUAACGAGAGGUAACAGUAUAUAUCUUUUAGAGUCUGACAUGUACAGUGGAUUUUUUUGUUAAUAUUCUGAGCUGUUAUCAACAGCAGCGGAACAUUCUCCAGAGAGAGAUAAACUCCGACUUAUUUUCCAUCUUUAUUUUUUUAUGUUACUCACAGAUAUUUACAUUAGAGACCAAUUUACUCUAUAUGCUUGUGAAUGUUAUUUUUCAGAGAGAAUAAGUAAAUCUGUGUCCAAUAAUACAAUUAGAAAGCAGUGAUGAACAGGUCACUGUUAAGUUUUUGAUUUCCAUUUCACCUUUGAAGACUCUCCACUGUAGAAAGAGCAGGAUUUGUUGUUUUUUUUUAGUUUUGCCUUUUCAGUUUCAGAGAUAAUUUUCCUUCCUGAAUAACUCGUGCAAUGCAUUUCUCUUUCCCCUGAAGUACAGAACAUUGGGUGUUUACAUGUAUUUUAGGCCAGUGUAGUUUCUGGUUAAAUUCCAACCCUGAUUAGAGACUCAAGGAACAGAGGGUAAAUUUAUGAGGGCUAAAUAAUAUAUAUGUGUAAUUUUUUGGGUUUGAUGGCUUUAAGUCAUUUGAUUUGAGAUGUAACCAUAGGUAACAUGUUUUUUUAAUUGCUGUAUUGUAUCUACCACAUCCUAAGCACAUGCACCAGGAGAUGUGAACUAGUUUCAGUACAUUUUGCUUUACUCUCAACACUGACAUAUCAACUUCUGCUCAGCUGCUGGUGCUUCCACUGGCAUACAGAGUCAUCUGGCACACACAUAUGCUCACAAAUGAUUAACAUUUAAUCAGUCACAUUCCCUGUUAUUAUUCCUCAUACUCUGAUUUUGAUGCAGUUACUCUCAAAAAGUACUAUUGUACUUUUCAUUACAUUCCCUAAGUUAUCUUUGUUUUGCGUUAAACAACUAAUUGCAGAUCAUUCUGAUAAUUUGCUUAAUAAAAUGAGGUGGGUUGA
Toxotes jaculatrix (banded archerfish) is the source of this 4145-nucleotide messenger RNA. It is a transcript of the gene usp6nl, whose product is annotated as USP6 N-terminal like. NCBI's taxonomy places the organism in Eukaryota, Metazoa, Chordata, Actinopteri, Toxotidae. The transcript has 15 exons. The record is from RefSeq and is a predicted model, not a curated record. The coding region runs from base 232 to 2919 and encodes 895 amino acids.